UUAAUGGACUUGACUGAAAACAAAUAUGGCUGCACCCGGAGUACACGAAUUAACACACGGGAAGAGAAAGGCACCCUUAGAACUUGACAGUCUUUCGCGAGAGGUUAGUUGUUAAUUAAAAUUGAUGUUAAAUACAAUAAUGGAUAUAUGGUUGCUUUUGGGUGCACAAUUAUGAGGAGGAAACAGCGUAAACCGGGAAAAUCUAUCGGGGAGCCAUUUCCAGUUAAAACUUCCAGGAAAAACAAUGCUGGUGUGAAAGAUUCAAAUGUGGAUAUGGAUUCAGAUGAGGGAUCAGAGCCUGAUCUAAAAAUAGAUUUGGAUGAAAAAACUUACAUUGAAGAUAAUAAUAAUGAUGUGAGCAACAAUGAUAUUGAAAGUAAAUUGGAAAAGGUUGCAGUUUGCCAGAGCAUAAACCUAACAUUACCUGUAUCAGUUGUUGAGGAAAAUGAGCAUAGUGCUGAGGAGUCCGACAUCAUUGAAGAGAAUUCUAAUGAUGCUAAAGAAACUAGAAAUGACACUAAUCAUGACUUACAAAAUAGAGAUCUUUCAGAGAAAUUAGUUAUUAACACAACAGAGAUGGAAGAAAAUAAAGAAACAGAUGUCAAAGAGUCUGACAAAGAGGUGAAGAGAAAAGACAAGCUUCCAAGUGACAAAGAAUCUUUUGAUUCAAGUCUUCCAACUUGUAAAGAAGAUCUUUGUGUUCCAGAUGCUUUAAAUAUAAAACUUCCAGUCAUUUCUGAAAUUCUUGAUGAUGCUGUAGCAGCAGAUUUAAGCAAUUCUUCUGCAGAAAGUCCAACAAUGGCAUCAAAUAACAUAAUGCCAAGUCAAGCAGAGAAACCAAAAGCUCCAUACAAAGGAACAAUGGUUCCAUGUGGCACUCUCAAAGACUACUUAGAUUCUUUACCAACUUUCAAUAGAAAGUGCAUGCUGAGAAAAGGUAGAGAGGUCCAUAAAAUUUAUGUUGAUAUGACCAAAGGUGAGACUUUCCUUGACGACCAGUUUGCUUACACAGAAUUUGGCCGAAUGGUUCUGACCAAUGGUAGUAUAAGAGCAGGCAGAGCAAAGAAUGCCAAGCAGAUCGUGGUUGCCCGGGAGACGCUGUAUUGCAGUGGCACAUCAGCAUGUAAACGAGCAUGUGGAGGAUAUGGAAUAUGUCUUCCAGGUUGUGAUAAAACAAAAAUGCGAGGCCAUAGAUGUUCUUAUCGCAUCAAACUGACUCAGAGGCUUGGAUUUGUCAACUUCUGGUUUGUUGAAGAGCUUGGAAGCCAUGAUCAACUUAAUGGUAAAGAUUGUGACUUCAAGGUUAAUUCACAGCUUGCAGCAAAUGCUGCAGCUGCGGGAAACAAAGAUAAUGCUGUCAUGGAUCUUUCAUCUGGCUUCAAAUUUCGGGCAGCUAACAUUCCACGUACACCGAAAAAGCUUGCUCCAAAGUCAACAACUCCAUCACCAGACAGAUCUCACACUCAGCAAAAUGGAGGUUCAAAUCAGUCUGUCUCAAAUGCCAGUAAUAAUGAUCUUCCAACAAACUAUCAUUAUGUGCUUGGUACCUUGCCAACUUCCUCACCCUCCAGGGAUUCUCUCUCACAAUCUUGCCCGGAUACUGGUUCUAGUCAGUCUUCUAGUCAACAACAAAGUGCCAUAAAUAUACAAACAAACACUUCUUCCUUACAGCCAGGUAACUUGGCAACUGUUGCUGUUACCGGGGCAACAUCUAUACAACAGGACGUUGCUUCACAAUUAUUUCAAGCCAAUUUUAUCAACUAUAUGUCAACUAUGACAAAUUUAGGGAUUGGUGCUGCAUUACAAGGUGCUAUAAACCCUCUUCUAGUCAAUAUAAAACAGGAACCUCAAGAUAACAUUCAACAAGGUCAAAUUGCUAUAAAUACAGGUCAAGGUCAGCUAACUGUUGGAUACCCUGGCCUAGUGACAUUACCUUCUCAAAUUCAUCUCCCUACUAGUCAAAUAACACACCCUAGUCAGCCUGUGAAAAGUCACAGCCCUUCACCGUCAAGAAGUCAGGGACAUAGUCCAUCCCCAUCAAGAGGUCAGACUUACAGAGAUAGAUCACCUCUUGCAAGAGAACAAAGUCAGAGUUCAAGUGUACAUAAAGGACUUGAAAUAGAAGCCAAAAUUAAGAAUGAAUCUAGUCGUAAAAUGCAAGCACAACAGGAAGUGCUGGGACAAGUACACAAUCGCAUCAUGGAGCGUGCCAAAUGCAGGAAAAGUGCUCACACAGUGCGUGUUCCACAGAAAACAGAUCCUCACAUUAUGGAUUUUAGUAAAAGCUGUCCAGAAAAUCACAGCAAACCUGAAGAUUUAAACAUUCCAUCAUUAUCAUCAUCAUCAUCGUCAUCAAAUGCAGAAAAUGUUCCAGAAAACAGCCAUAUUUCUAGCAUAGCAUUUCAACGCUUCCAGACUUUAAACCGUGUGUUACAAAGUGAUGCAUUUCAAGCUGCAAAAAAUCAGCUUGAAAAGAAGAAAUCACUAACAUUGCUGAAUAGUGUUAAUAAAGAUGAUUCCUCCACUCCUCUCAACUUAAUUGUUAAGGGACCAAAUUCUGUCGACUCUGUUUCGAACACGGAGAGUCAUCAUCAAUAUUUUAGACUUGCUGAAGAAUGGAAAAAGGGGGAACAACUCCCAGCAAAUUGGAUUGAAGGAGAUUUGAGCAAAGGAGACGAAAUCUGUGUGAAUGAAUUAAAAGGGGGGCAACUUAUAAAUGGUCACAGCAAUAUUCUGGACUGUAAAACAAUUCUAGAGACAGACAAACUUACAGAUAAUGAGAAGGAAUUGAUGUGCAGAGUUCGACAAUUGGAGUCACAUGUGAAACAAUUACAAAAUAUUGUUAUAAGAAAAGAUGUAUCAACUUCACAACCUGUUGGUCGACAAAGAAAAUCUAAACCUCAGAGGGAAAUAGAUUUCAACAAGUACAAUACUCGUCAUGUAGCAUUAAAGAUUAUGUAUCUUGGAUACGGUUACCAAGGUUUUGCAUCACAGGAAGAUAACAGCAAUACAAUUGAACAUUUUUUGUUUGAAGCUUUAAAGAAAACAAAACUGAUCGAGUCAAGGCAGACGUCAUGCUAUCAACGUUGUGGUCGCACAGAUAAAGGUGUUAGUGCCUUCCAGCAGGUUGUAUCUCUAGAUUUAAGGAGUAAUCUACUAUCAGGAGUAGGUGUGAAGGUGAGGGAAGGAGGGACUGCCACUGAUAGACCAGGUGAUAAGACUACAGAGAUUCAAUACUGUCAUAUUCUCAAUAAGAAUCUACCCUCAGAAAUCAGAGUGCUGGCUUGGGCACCUGUUGAUCCAAACUUUAGCUCUAGAUUUAGUUGCAAGAAAAGGACAUACAAGUAUUUCUUUCCACGAGGCAAUUUGAAUAUAGAGAUAAUGGACCAAGCAGCCAAGAAGCUGAUAGGGGAACAUGACUUUAGGAACCUGUGUAAACACAACAUAGCUGAUGGUGUGACUAAUUUUGUACGUAAAAUUCUCAGUGCUGAUAUGAAGGUUUUAGAUGAGAGUGAUCAGGGAGGUUAUACAAUGUGUGAGUUGACUAUAGUUGGUACAGCAUUCCUCUACCAUCAGAUUAGAUGUAUCGUAUCUGUACUCUUCCUUAUAGGGAAAGAACAAGAAUCUCCAGAGGUGAUAGAUGAGUUGCUAAAUGUUGAAAAGAACCCAAAGAAACCUCAGUUUAACAUGUCUUCAGAAAUUCCAUUGUGUUUGUAUGAUGCUGACUUUGGUGAUGAGUUUGAAUGGAUACAUGAAGCUUAUUGGCAUGAAGACAAUAUAAAGACAUUACAACAGAUCUGGGCAGAGCAUACUGUACAGGCUACAAUGUUAAGGAAGAUGUUGGAAGAUCUUGAUAAAGCUAAAGUAGAAACAGAAUGUGAUAUAGCACCAUGGUCUGAUUUAAGCCCACCAAUACUUAAUCAAGCUGAUUGGAUAUUUCCGGAGAAGAUGCGUGUUUAUAAACCAUUGAUGCAGAGGGAGAAGGGAGCAUUUACAGUGGAAGAGAAAAUUGAGAAUUUUGCUAAGAAGCGUAAACUCAACCCCCCUGUUGAUGAAGAUUCUGUUGAUAAUGAUGGUGAAUGAAUGAGCUGGUCAGUACAAGGGAGAGAACUUUGUACAGCAGAUCUAGACAUAUCUGGUCUAUAUGUCACACCUGUGACUGUUGUAUACAACUAGAGGAUACAUACUGAUGGGAGAUUACUGUAAACAUAGAAGAGGUGUACAACUCCACACAUCAAAUGUCGUGUAGAAGUUUAUAAUCUGAUAAACAACAUGACAUAAUUAUAUAUAUAUAGGUCAAAUUUCUACCAUUGACAAACUGACAGAAGGUAACAUGAAACACCGUGAUGUAUUAAGAAAGACAGGAGUUUUAACAGCAACCCUGCAAUGAAAUGUAUAUAUGGUUUGACAGGACUUAUUGUCAUUACUUUCAGUAUAUUUCUGUAAUUUAUGGUCUUCCAUUAUACACUGUUAUAUAAUGAAAAUAACAUGCACUUCUACUUUGUAAAAUAUAACUUAUACAUUCGAUCAUGCUGUUUUCAAAUAGAUAUAAUGUCAACUAAUGUUAAAGAUAUUGUUUUAAAUUACGGCUGUAACAAUACAGUAAAAAGCGUAUUUGAAUUUCAUUAUAUUGCAAUUCAUGUGUAUAUAUUUGUCUCUAUUUGUUAUCAAACAUUAUUACUUCUUAUGUUUAGAAUGAUUGAAUGGUAGUAUGGAAUUAAUGCAGCUAACAUAAUAAAUCUAGUCAUGAAAGAUAGAUUAGAAAGUGCUAUUGUGUAUAUUUCCUAGCAUUUAUUAGAAGUUCUGUGUAUUGUUUACUGAUAGUUUUCUCUGUUCAUGUUAUGUUACAUACAUUCCAGAUUUAUAUCAUUUAUUGUUUGAUUUUAUUAACCUGUCAAUUUCAUACUGAUCAUACAGUCAAUGCAUACAAUAUGUUAAUAUUGGUAAAUGUUUGGUAAAUGUAGGCAGUUAGAUGUGAUUGAAUUUAAUUUGUUCCUAUGAAAUAGUUAUACUGACCGUUACAGCGAAAUAUGGUAAACUAUCGAUAUAUAUCUUCUAAAUGUUCUAUGUAUUGUAAGUUCUAGACCGCCUAUGUCCAUGUUCUUUUUCUUAUUAUGUCUCCGAAAAUUUUUGGGAGACAUAUUGGUUUUGCCUUUGCCGUCUGUCUGCCCCUCCGUGCGUCAAUCCAUCCGUGCCGUUGUCCAACAGUCUGUAUUAAGCUUGUCCAAACUACUGGUGGGAUUUCAAUCAAACUUUACAGGAGUGAUCAGUACCAUCCCUAGUUGUGCACAUCACCGGCACGUUCUGCUUUGCUGCACAAAAUGGCCACCAGAGCUAAAAAUAGAAAAAUCUUGUUCGGCCUUUAUAGGUCAAACUACUGGUGGGAUUUUAAUCAAAGUUUAUGGGAGUUGAUAAUAAUUUAAUAAUGUUUUGCACUUAUUUUGGUAAAGACUUUACUUUUUUUUAAUAACAUGGUUUAAGGAUUAAUAUUUAAAAUACAUUCAGACUAAUAUCUAUAAAUGCCAUUUCAGUGCUGUAAAAGACAAUACAAAAGGAGACAAAUCAGUGUUUCUAAGUUGCUUCAAAUCCGUGUAGACAAUUAUGCAAGCACUUGGCCAUUUUCAUUAAAAUAUACUUCAAAAAUAAAGGAAUAGGUCUAAAAACAAUGGCAAAAGUAGGGAUUGAACCACAGACCUCUUUUAUAUUCGCUUAUCACAUAACCUACUGUGCUAUUGCGGAUAUGACGAGAACCUAUACAUUCAGCUAGUGUGACUUUUCAGUACAUUAGUCGUAUACUCAAUAUUAAUUCUCGUAAAUUAUAUGGACAGAACCGAGGUGGAAUCAAAUAUUUAUAUGAGUGCUUUAAUGUAAACAUAAUUGAUAGGUCAAUAAAAUCAGACUAUACUUUUCACCUUUAUAUGGUGAUAGUUUAAUGUCAAUAGUUCACAUUUUCAGUGUUGUUAUUUUUUUUAUUUUUUUAGGCUUUUACAUUUAAAAGUUUUUAAUUAUAUUUUACAGUUCCAGAAUUUAUUGUUAAUGAACAUUAAUACUUUGUGGAUGUUUGGUAUUUAUUUUGUCUCUGUAAUCUAUAUAUUAGUUUUCUAAUUGAAACUGCCUGAAAUUAAAACUUUUGUAAUUUGUAAACUGUAUGUUUGUGUAUAUAUAU
This is a messenger RNA of Ruditapes philippinarum (Manila clam), 6166 nucleotides long. RefSeq lists its product as uncharacterized. The transcript has 16 exons. Gene Ontology annotation, cellular component: nucleus; cytoplasm. The coding region runs from base 148 to 4083 and encodes 1311 amino acids. Lineage: Eukaryota; Metazoa; Mollusca; Bivalvia; Venerida; Veneridae. Gene Ontology annotation, biological process: mRNA pseudouridine synthesis; tRNA pseudouridine synthesis. The record is from RefSeq and is a predicted model, not a curated record. Gene Ontology annotation, molecular function: pseudouridine synthase activity; RNA binding.